AUGGGAACUCACUUGUGUCAACUGAGGAAAAGUAAACCAAAGUUGGAUGAUGGAAAGUCAGUGAAAGGCAGCAAACACCGACUUACAGAUAAAACCAUUGAUAAGCUGCAAACCUAUUAUGGAAAUGCAAUCAGGGCAAAUGUCAAACCAGGUAAAUUGACUCCUGAAGAACAAAAGGAACAAAUAACAAUAAUGCGAAGAGCUAUUAUGGCAGUUCUCUAUCACACAUGUGAACUCAAUAACAAAGAGCGACACAAAUACUGUCCACCAGGACCAGAUAGCUGGUGCUCAUAUAAAAGGGAUGGUACCCUUCAGAGGAAAGAUCAUCAUUUAGAUCUUGUGUUUUUAAAUUUUCUUCUUCCAGAAUUCAAAUCCCUCAGUGAGUAUUCUCUUUUGCUUCGUUGUCUUCCUGGGUAUUCACAGAAUGCAAACGAAAGCCUCAACGGCCUUGUUUGGAACCGUGCUCCUAAACACCGGUAUAAAGGUGCUCAUGUUGUGGAAACUGCUGUCAUGUCUGCUAUCCUUUCAUUCAAUGCUGGUGCUGCCUCAAGGCAGGAUGUUAUGAAAGCAGCAAACAUUCCAGGUGGUGCGUUUACCUUAGAAGGGUGUACAGCCAAAGACGAGAAGAGGAUGUCGCACUCGGUCAGAAAGACAAAGACGAAAGAGAAAGAAAGACGAAGGAAAAUAAGGCAAGCCAAGCUUGCAGCAAACCAAGGUGAAACAUCAUAUGCCAGUGGUAUGUUCAAUGAAGUUGACCCUCUAGACUUUGAUGCUUCAUCAUCUGAUGACGAUGAUGAUGAUGACUAUCCGUUAGCGAGACUUUUGGAUUCUAAUGAAUCUGAGGACAGUGAUGAUGCACCAUUGGCUGAAAUCAUUAGUAGAAAUCAACAAAAGUGA
Molecule: messenger RNA, 897 nt
Organism: Paramuricea clavata
Lineage: Eukaryota; Metazoa; Cnidaria; Anthozoa; Malacalcyonacea; Plexauridae
Source: the annotation of a GenBank genome assembly